AUGCCCGAAAAGGUGUGGCACACUGUCGCAGGCGUCGCUGUCGUGCUGCGACCGCACUCUGGCAGCCAAGCCGACCUCAAGAGCAUUCUCAAUACGAGAGAUCGCAAAACUGGGCAUUGGCUAGAGAAGAUCAUGGAAGAAUACUUCGAGCGGGGCACAGGCACAGACACCGCCAGGCUGUUUUCUGAGAAUGCGUGCCCGGCCUUGAUGCCACCCUUCGUCUCCGGAUCCAUGUCCAUCGAGGUGGAGAUUAAGGAGGACGAGACCACAGAGGAGGAGACCAAGGAGGUAGAGAGUAAGGAGGAGGAGCGACCGAGUGCCAAAGUCCAGGAGUGA
Messenger RNA from Microdochium trichocladiopsis, 336 nucleotides. RefSeq lists its product as uncharacterized. Lineage: Eukaryota; Fungi; Ascomycota; Sordariomycetes; Xylariales; Microdochiaceae. The record is from RefSeq and is a predicted model, not a curated record. The transcript has a single exon. Bases 1 to 336 code for a protein of 111 amino acids.